AUGGCAGAACAAAGUGAAAAUAUCUUUUCUAGUCACACUUUUGUAUAUGAUUAUCCAAAUAGUUCAAAAAUUGAAACUUAUUACCAAGCAAAUAGAAGAUUAUUUAGUUCAUUUUAUAACAUUAUUUCUUUAGAAACCUAUUCUACUUUACUGAAAUUAACUUAA
Molecule: messenger RNA, 165 nt
Organism: Funneliformis mosseae
Lineage: Eukaryota; Fungi; Glomeromycota; Glomeromycetes; Glomerales; Glomeraceae
Source: the annotation of a GenBank genome assembly